GAAACGUAAGCGCGCCGAAACCGGAAGUGCAGCCCGCAAUGGCGGCGCUGGGGCUGCGCUUGCCGGGACUGGGCCGCGCCCCGGUUCUGGGGUGCCGGGGGAUCCCGGGGCUGGGCCCGGCCCCGGUUCUGGGGUGCCGGGGGCUCCCCCCGGGGCUCGGGGCGGUUCCGGUGCCGCCGGGCCGGAGCAUGGCCGGACACAACCGCUGGUCCAAGGUGCGGAACGUGAAGGGCCCGCGGGACGCGGAGCGGAGCCGCCUCUUCCAGAGGAUGUCGCAGCUGCUGAGGGCGGCGGCCAGAGAGGGGGGCCCGGAGCCGUCGCUGAACCCGGCGCUGGCCGCGGUGAUCCAGCAGUGCCGCAGCCACAACAUGCCCAAGGCCACCAUCGAGGGAGCGCUGCGGUCAGUGCGGGAGCGUCCGGCCGCCGUGUCCAGGCUGCUGCUGGAGGCGCGGGGCCCGGGGGGGUCAGUGCUGCUGCUGGACGUGCUGACCGACAACGUCCGGCGCUGCCAGGCCGAGCUCAAGGAGCUGCUGGGACACCACGGGGCCUCGCUGACCACCGGUGUCCGGCAUGGAUUUGAACCCGUGGGCGUGGUCCGAGUGUCCGGCCGGACUUUGGCCAUGGAGGCCGCGCUGGAGGCGGCCGCGGUGGCCGGAGCCCAGGACGUGGUGGCCGAGGACGAGGAUGCGGCCGAGCUCAAGUUCCUGUGUGACCCCUCGGCCCUCAGGAGUGUCCGGCAGGGCCUGGUGGACGCGGGGCUCCGGCCGCUCUCGGCCGCCGUCGAGUUCGUGCCGCGGUCACCGCUGGCCUUGGCCGAGGGUCCGAGGGCCGCGGCCGAGCGGCUCCUGCGGGCUCUGGCCGAGUGGCCGGACAUUGUCCGGCUCUACCACAACGUCCAGGACGGGCCGGACGUCACCGGCGGUCACUCGGCUCCGGCCGCGCCCACCGAGGGUCAAUAAACGGUUGGUGAGGUU
Catharus ustulatus (Swainson's thrush) is the source of this 974-nucleotide messenger RNA. RefSeq names its product translational activator of cytochrome c oxidase 1. Lineage: Eukaryota; Metazoa; Chordata; Aves; Passeriformes; Turdidae. The transcript is spliced from 5 exons. Gene Ontology annotation, cellular component: mitochondrion. Bases 39 to 959 code for a protein of 306 amino acids. The record is from RefSeq and is a predicted model, not a curated record.